UUAUUCUGUGUUUCAAUUGUUGAUCGUCCGACCGAGUGAUUUUUUGCCAGAGAUUUCGAAAUAAAAGAUUUCUCAGUUCUAUCAGAAAAAUAGACCGUGUGCGCAUUUCUGCUUGCUACUAAUACGAAUAGUGGAAUUGUAUUUCAAUUCAAGUUCUGGUUUACUACCGUGUGAAAGUUUUCCUUUCAAGGAAUCGUAGAAAAGAUGUCUCUUUUCGGAUCAUUGAUGGCCGACGUGGAGGAUGAUCCUUUCUUCGGGUCCCACAUGAGACACAUGCGUCAAAUGAACAACAUGAUGAACUCGUUGUUCUCGGACCCCUUUGGCAUGCUCGGAGGGAUGGGCAUGGGCAUGGGCGGGAUGGGAGGGGGCCACCUGGCUCUCACCGGCCACCGCCACGGGGGUGCCAUGAUGCCUUUCAUGCCGCAGAUGCCGUCCCUUAACAGGCUGUUCUCAGCAGACCUGGAGGGGGGCAUGAGCGCCGGCAGCUCCUUCAGCAGCAGCACGGUGGUCAUGUCCAAUGGACCCAACGGCAAGCCACAGGUGUACAGCUCGACCAGCAGCACCAAGAUCGGGCCGGGCGGCGUGAAGGAGACGCGCGCCACGCUGCAGGACUCGCGCACCGGCACCAAGAAGAUGUCCAUCGGCCACCACAUCGGCGAGCGCGCGCACGUGAUCGAGCGCGAACAGAACGUGUACUCCGGAGACCAGGAGGAGAGACAGGAGUUCAUCAACCUCGACGAGGACGAGGCCGAGGACUUCGACCGUGAGUUCCAAGAGCGUGCCGGGCCGUACACGAUGUCCGGCCGCCGCCGCGCGCUCAGCCCCGCGCCGCGCCUGGCGCUGCCCGCGCCGCCCGCGGAGCCCACUACACUACGGGUGUCGGAAUCGAGUCGGCGACCUACUAGCGUAUCGAGUGCACAAUCGAGAAGCAUCGACCACCGACCGAGUAGUGUGUCGAGUGCAGAAUCGAGAAGUGUGUCGAGUGAAUCGAGACGCCCCGAGUACCGGCCUAGCUCGAGAAAGCCCAUCAGAGCCAUCGCCAGCCCACUUAUCAUGCCGACCACGAGUGCAUCAGUGCGCGAGGUCUACGGCAGCUCCAUCCCCCAGCGCCACCGACACAAGCAUGGCCGCCCGCACCGACACUCGCCCACAGAGUAGAUAACACGACCACAGAGCAGAAGACCAGACCAUAGAGCAGGAGAUAAGACCACAGAGUAGGAGAUAAGACCACAGAAUGGAAGAGAGAGACAGGCGAUAGCGAGCGAGACAGCGUACGGUGAUGUGAAGC
This is a messenger RNA of Plutella xylostella (diamondback moth), 1288 nucleotides long. RefSeq names its product myeloid leukemia factor (gene Mlf). Lineage: Eukaryota; Metazoa; Arthropoda; Insecta; Lepidoptera; Plutellidae. The record is from RefSeq and is a predicted model, not a curated record.